This is a messenger RNA of Galeopterus variegatus (Sunda flying lemur), 1180 nucleotides long. RefSeq lists its product as uncharacterized. Lineage: Eukaryota; Metazoa; Chordata; Mammalia; Dermoptera; Cynocephalidae. The record is from RefSeq and is a predicted model, not a curated record. Gene Ontology annotation, molecular function: O-methyltransferase activity; protein binding.
GCUAUGGAGUUGCGUUGAGUAACCCUGAGGUAGUGGGACGCGGAGGCUGGAGCAAGCGACUGUGGGGAACAAUCCCUGAACCCAAAGGAAUGAAUCCCUAAUGGUGGAGUUUCAGGCAUCAGUGAUAGGCUGAACCUGGACUCCCAGGGCACAUGCUUGCACCUGAUGAAUGAUGGCCUGAACUAUGAGCAAACGGGACUAUAUGAACACUUCGGUGCAGGAACCCCCUCUUGACUAUUCCUUCAGAAGCAUCCAUGUCAUCCAAGAUCUAGUGAAUGAGGAGCCAAGGACAGGGCUACGACCACUGAAGCACUCAAAAUCAGGGAAGUCACUGACCCAGUCUUUGUGGCUGAACAACAAUGUCCUCAAUGAACUGAGAGACUUCAACCAGGUGGUUUCACAGCUGCUGGCACACCCAGAGAACCUGGCCUGGAUUGACCUGUCCUUCAAUGACCUGACUUCCAUUGACCCUGUCCUAACAACUUUCUUCAAUCUGAGUGUCCUCUAUCUUCAUGGCAACAGCAUCCAGCGCCUAGGGGAGGUGAAUAAGCUGGCUGUUCUCCCUCGGCUCCGGAGCCUGACACUUCAUGGGAACCCCAUAGAGGAAGAGAAGGGGUAUAGGUCAGAUCCUGAUGCGGCUGGUGGAGGAGAAGGCCCCUGCUUGUGUGCUGGGCUGGGCACCUACUGCGGAUACUCCACAUUGCUUAUCGCCCGUGUCCUGCCCCCUGGGAGUCGCAUUCUCACUGUGGAACGGGACCCACACACAGCAGCAGUGGCUGAAAAACUCAUCCGCCUUGCUGGCUUCGACGAGCGCACGGUGGAGCUCAUCAUGGGCAACUCAGAGGAAGUGAUCCCAAGCCUACGAACCCAGCACCAGCUGAGUCAGGCAGACCUGGUACUCCUGGCACACCGGCCCCGAUGUUAUCUGCGGGAUCUACAGCUGCUGGAGGCCCAUGCUCUGCUGCCUCCCGGUGCCACUGUGCUGGCUGACCAUGUUCUCUUCCCCGGUGCACCCCGCUUCCUGCAGUACGCCAAGAGCUGUGGCCGCUACCGCUGCCGCCUCCACCACACUGGCCUCCCAGACUUCCCUGCCAUCAAGGACAGUAUAGCCCAGCUCAUCUAUGCCGGACCUGGCUGAGGUCCAGGCCCAGGAGUACUAACUGAUGCCCCCCUACCCCCA